Messenger RNA from Sphaerulina musiva SO2202, 2190 nucleotides. RefSeq lists its product as uncharacterized. NCBI's taxonomy places the organism in Eukaryota, Fungi, Ascomycota, Dothideomycetes, Mycosphaerellales, Mycosphaerellaceae. The record is from RefSeq and is a predicted model, not a curated record. Bases 1 to 2190 code for a protein of 729 amino acids. The transcript has a single exon.
AUGGGUCCUCUGCCUCGACCAUCCAGGGACACUCUGCUGCGUGCGAAGGCUCCUUCUGGUCAUCGACGACGAUCAGCCAAACAGCACGCGCUCCCAAGAGCUGCUCGUGCAGAAACCUAUGAUAUCCCCGACACUCCUGAGCAGCUCAAAAUACCAAAGUUGAGACGGCCACGCGCUCAAGCGCUUGAUUUCUCACCCUUGCGCCCACGACAGAAACAGCAGCCAGCAGCGUCUACCGUACAGCCUCAGGAUACGUUAGCGAAUCAGGCCGCCGUAGAAGAUCACGAAACUGCCCAGGAGCUACAUAGCACGGCCGACCUAACACAUCCAAGGCGAUCCUUCCGAGCGCAGGCGACGAGUGAGUUGACGCCCGCUGAAAAAUCCGUGGGCGGCGCCAAACGACAUGCAUUGCCAUCUGUUCCGGCGAAAGAGAAUGACGAGAACGCCGAUAGUCCCAUCGUCAGUCCGCGUCGUGGUGGCGCUGUGGUUGUAAGCACUGCGGCCCCUGUAACUCCUCUUAAACGGGGGCGCUCACCGAAGGAAGUUGGCAGUAAAGCUUCGCGGAAAAGUGCUAGCCUGGCAAAAAAUGUUCCUCAUGAGUAUGGUGAAGGUCAUGGGGAGCCAGAGGAAGCCGAGCCUGUACGACGAACGUACAAGUCAGCGAAAGGCAAAGGACCUCUCAUUGAGAACCAGGAUACGACGCGCGCGAAGCCAACGAAAAUCCGUCUAAGUGAGUUGGGCUAUCCUGUACAAACACCGACGACUGUAAAUUCUGGUGGCAAAGACGAAAGUGCUCCUAAUGGUGAUCCUCGUGCGAAUGAAGAACAAGACGAAGAUGUCGAGCAAACCCACGAAGCCCAGGCUAGCACUGCGUCUCAGAAGAGCAAAGUCCAGCGAGUGCCCAAGAGGACUAAGGCCGCGAAGUUGAAGCGUAAAAGUACGACUGCACUGCCGAAGGUCUUUGCAGCGGAUGAAGAGCUCCACGAUGACUCUGGACGCGGCGUGGAGGACGACGGGGACUCUCUGGGGCAACAAUACAUCGUGGUCAAAAAUAUUUACACCAAUGUAGUGCCCAAAGUCGAGGCAAUGGGCGAUGGUGAACUACUUGAUGCAACUAUCGAUGAAUUGCGGUUGGCCUGCAGGUCAUUCCGACAACACCUUCGCCAGCUUCGAGAAUCGCCAGAUGACGCAGAGCUACUAUCAGGGCUGCCGAGAGGCCUCGAGACUGUCCGGUCCCAGGUUGAGGUACUUUGUGAGGAAAACGCGGAUAGAGAAAGAAACCGCUUGCAGAGUCAAAGCAUUUACUUCUGCCUAUUUCCUGCGCUUGUGCGAGUUCUGUGGUCUUUGAUCAGAUGCUACAAGGCGCUAGACUUACAGAAAGACACCGAUGGCAUGUCUGUGACUAUCACGCACGUGAAGGACAUCAAGAGGUUCACAGGUACCAUUCUCAAACUGGGAGAUUCAGCAAAACGUUAUGUCAGACCUCAAAUUGUUGUUGUGCGAGACGUCACAAGAGGGAUUCUCGUGCCACUCAGAAAGGUUCACAACGCCUUGCAGCGAGAGGUGUUCGAAUACGAUGAGGAGCGGCAGCGUGAACAAAGGGAAGCCAGACACGCUCAAGCUAGAGAGGCCGCAGAAUUGGAGGCCGCUCACGCAAAAGCAGAAAGGGCCAGAUGGCAAACCAUCCAAGAGAAGUGGUCCAGGCUUCACGUUGAGCGCAAGCUAGCUGACGAGUGUAUAAUUCCACUGGCCAAGCGACGCCAUCUUCGUCAACCUAGCGCUGAACCCGAGCAAGAUCAGAACGGAGAACGUUUCACCCGGGUUGAGGUGUUCCGGCCACGCGUAGGACCACAACCUGGCCUUGUGAACCGCAUCAAGUCGCAAGUGUGGCCGAGGCAGAGCCAAACUGCGCUCGUUGAGGGGCUCAUGACAUGGGCGGGGGAUGCUCUCGUCUUUGAAAGGAUAUUCCGUGCAUACUGUGGGCGCAACGGACCACUGAAUCCCUACAACGUCACUGAAAUCGUCGUUCAAGCCGCGCUUCUCAAGCACGUUCUUGAAUCGGACUGUGAUCCGCAUGCAGAGGAUGCCGCGUGGGUGGCGCAGAUACCGGACUGGACUAAGCCUGACGUGCUCAUGCAACAGUUGCAAGCUCCUAUAUCCGAGGGGGGCUCGGAUGUAGACUCCUGCUAA